Molecule: messenger RNA, 3456 nt
Organism: Melopsittacus undulatus (budgerigar)
Lineage: Eukaryota; Metazoa; Chordata; Aves; Psittaciformes; Psittaculidae
Product: KIAA0040 ortholog
Exons: 2
Coding region: 174-503 (109 amino acids)
Source: RefSeq, a predicted model, not a curated record
AUUUCCUCCGGGCGUCAGGAGCCUCUGCCGAGGCGGGUGGGAGGAUGAGCAGCGGCAAGGAGGCACCAUCCAAGGGAGCUUGUGGAGCCCACUAGCUGAUUACAGGAGCUGAACAUAUCCCAGGGGACUUUCAAGCAGAGGGAACAGCACAGGCAGCCUGCUCAGGAGCCAACAUGGAGCAGAAGAUCAGCUCCUUCUUUAAUUCCAUCUUGGAGCUCAUCCGCACCAAGCAUGAGGAAGGGAUCUUCAACACUGUCUGCCUGGCUGUGCUGUUGGGUCUGCCAUUUGUCGUCCUCAUUGCAUUCAUUUUCAUCUGCUGCCACUACUGCUUCUGUAACAGGCGGAGAAAAAGCAGGAAGAAAGGUGGCCCCAGCAGCAAUGGGCAGCUGCGUGCUGAGAGGAACAAGAAGAAAAAGAAAAAGAAGAGGGAUGAAGAGGACCUGUGGAUCUCAGCUCAGCCCAAGCUGCUCUUGCUGGACAAGAGACCCUCCUUGCCCAUCUAGUGGACAGGAGGGCAUAGAAGCCCUCUCCUUUGAGAUGCCACCAGUCCUUUCAGCUCUGCACUGCAAGGGGUGAGGAGAUGCCAAAGCUGCUGCCACUUCAUGUUGACUUUCAAAGGAGGCUGAGCUCAGCAGCCAGCCAGCAUGUUUAAGAGCCAGCAGAGAGCAGGCACAGGUAUAUGCAAGCCCUUUCUCCCCCACCAUGACAGUGUGCCUGAGAGCAGAUCCCCCUGCAAACAACAGGCAUGCAUAUAAACAUGUGCUCUGCUGAGCACCUGAUGGUGACCUGCCACCAAGCUAUGUACAUCCCACCAUGAGCACAGCACACAUGCACUGGGCUGGCAUGCAGUGAGCUGGGUGUGAGGCUCUCUCUGCACUUAUAUGCAAGCACAUGAACUGUGGCACUGACAAGGGUGCAUAAGACUGCAUGCACAAAAAGACCAAGCUGCCUGCACGCUCCCCCUGCACAAAUAUAGACAGCCACACAGGAAGCAAGCACAGGCAUGGCACAUUUGCUUGCACUGCCACAGGACGGCACAACUUGACUGUCUAGACUUCAUCCAAACCCAGUGUACACUGGAGACGCAAAGAAAACUAAGUGCAGAGUUACCCUAGGCUCAAAGAUGUGCCAUCGCCCUGGCCACCAAACCAAAGGCAGCUGUGAGCAUCUGAAGCCAGAUGCCUUCAGCCCAGCCUUAGAGACCUCAAGGCACCAUCUUAAUGCAGCAAAGCAGAAGGACACAUUGCUACCUAAGCUAGAGGCAGGAAGGAGAGAGGAGGCUUCAAGACUGACCUUUUCGCACCAGCACUUAAAAACAGAACUAAAAAAAUCCUCCUUGAAAGACUGUUUUAUAUAGACUUGCCUUUAAAGAGCCCACCAUGCUACUGCAAGAUGGAAACACAAGCUGAGGCUGUGUAAAGACUUAGCUAUGGGCAUUAGAGUUAUUUAUUGAAUGACUACUAAAGAAGAGCAGGACCAAAGGCCCCUGUGUUAUGAGGCUAGGCACACCAAAGUGGUAUUGAAGCAGCAGACAUGCUUUCCCGGCACAGUUGGCUGUCCCCUCUCUCUGCAGCCUUUGUGCCACACAUUAGACAUGCAGAGGGCUUCGGUACAGCUGUCAAGCCAGCCGGCUCUGGGAUUUGCUGUAGAAGUAGAGAAGAAUAAAGUUCAUGUCCACAGUCAUUCCUUAUCUAGAAAUGCAUUGUACAGCCCUCUCCAUCUUUAUCUCCCUUGGACACAUGAUGGCUUGGCUGGGCACAGUAGCUAAUGACCACAUGCGGCUCUCACCCCUACUUUGGUUUUCACCCUCUGCUCCCCCUGAGCCUGAGUGCGGAGCCUCCUGCUGAGGAGUUUGGGAUCUCCUCUGCUCCCUGAUCCACCAGGCUUUGUCUCCCUGAACUUGCUUUACCAGGAAGAGAUACCUGCAUGUGACAAGAAGCCCCAUCACAUCUGGCUUUUGCCCUGCAUCUGUACACUGGAUAUUUUUCUCCCAUUUUCUUCCAGCUCUUAAGCUGCUGGAGCAGACCAGAGCUAACACCCAGAACCAGACAUCUAGGGGCCAAGCAGCCAAACCAAAGUAGGCAAGGCUGGAUGGAGCUGCCAGACACAGCCACUUCCAGCCCAGGCAAGGGCAAUGCCACCUUCCCCCAGCUCCCAGGGCCCACCCUGACAGGGAGCAGAGUCUCCAGUUCGAAGCAUCUGCUUGUGCCACCCAGUCCCAGCACAGCCUGUUUUGUCUGAUGUGGACAGGGUGGUGAUGCUAACAACACGUCAUGGGGUUUGGCUGUGUGUGGCUGUGCUAGGAACAGCUGGGAGGCCAGGCUUCUCCUUGCAUAGCUGUUGAAAUUGACCCCAUAUGUGCCUUCUUUUCUAGCUUGCUAUGUUACCAUCAAAAUAAGCAUCUUCCUUCUCCUCCAAAACAGGAAGUAGCAUAUAACGCUAUAAAAAAUAGGAUUUGCCACACCUAAGCCUAGAGAGAAACAGGCAGGAGUAGCUCUGGUCUCUGUCUCAAACCAUCAGUCCAGUCAGGACCCUGGGGAACCAGCACUGCACUUCUAUUACCCUUUCCCUCCUUUUCCCCAUUCAAGCACUUUUGCCAGUCCUCCUGCCUCUGUUCUCACCAGGUGGGCAAAGCAGCCUUCUUCCAGGGGCAGGAAAGCUGCACAUGCAGGUGCUCCUGUCGCAAUCCAGAGACACCAGCAGCCCCGGAGCAAAGGGAAACACCAUGGGAGGCCAGAAGCUUACUCAAACAAGCAGGGGCACAAAGGUAGCAAGUGCUGGCAGAGCAUUGCCUACCUGGUGUAGAGCUGCUGGGCUUUGCACAGCUCCCUGCCAGAAGGUCCUUCUCUGGAAGUGACAGUGAGCAAUAUUUCAGGUGAGGGCAGCCAGUUUCUACAAGAACCAGAGAGCUAUCAAGGAAAGUGUUUGAUCACACACACAACAUACCUGAUCCAGGUUUUGGGAAGUUCAGAGCCAGGUCUAAAUGUCAAGAUCUCUCCAAAAUCAUCAUUCAGACUGAGCAGGAAGGGAUCAGGAUACAGCCCUGCCCUCAUCCACCAGACCAGUGGAUGGUCCCAGCCUCUGCACUCCAUAAAGCACGGGGGCUGACUUGCUUGGGGGCUGCUGUUUUACCCAAACCAUGCACUGAAUCAGCUGCCUCUCGAGGCAAAAGCAAAAGAGCAACAACAGCCUGAGGUGUACUGCAACCCAUCACCCAUCAGCAGGGCAGCAGCAACCCCACAGCACAACUAACACAGCAGAAGGAGAUGCAUGGUACAGAAACUCCACUGCAUGGGUCCCCACUCUCCAGCCAUCUCUACACUGCCCCCCAUAACUGCAUUUCAGUAUCAACCUUCUAUUUUCCUAAACAGUCCAUACAACAGAGAGGAAAACAAAAAAUUUUUCUGCAGUUAUUUUUUUAAACCAAAAAUAAAUGACUCUUGAACUGCAAACAAA